UGUUCCCUUCCUGACAGCCAGUCUCUUCACUCUGGUCCUCGCCGCAGCAUUAUAUCAACCUCACGUUCUUCAGGCCGCCCCUCCCCCCUUUGCCUGGGUUACCCCCCCAAAAUAAGGCCAAACCAAACCGCAGCCUGACCUUCCCACGGCCUGCACUGCAUGCGACUGCCCACGCACAUGCGCAUACACAUUGUCCCCCGGCACACCAACUUACCAUUCUGAUUCCACCAGCAGCAUCUGCACCUCAUGGCUUCAAACGGCGCGCAAGCGGAUUUUCCGCCGCAGCAAGUACUCGAGGCCAUGCUCACCAUGCGCAGCAAUGAUGCAGACCGAAAGAAGAAAGCGCACAAGUUCCUUGAGGAGUUUCAGAAGUCGACAAGUGCCUGGACCACUACAUUCUCGUUGUUGCAGUCAGAUGCCGAGGCCGAUGUCAAACUCUUCGCAGCAACGACGCUCAGGGGCAAGAUCACAUACGACCUCACCACACAAAUACCCACCGAACAACAUGUCGCAGUUCGAACCCAGCUGUUGGAGCUCCUCAAGGUCUAUGCGCCUGGCCCCAAACCCAUUCGAGUCCAGCUCUGCGUGUGUCUGGCAAUAUUGGCUAUCCAGAUGAAAGAGUGGAAGGAUGUUCUCCCGCUUGUCGUCUCAACCUUGAGCGACCAACCCCAAAGCCAUGCGGCUAUUCUGGAUUUCCUCCGAAUCCUCCCUGAAGAGGUGACUGAAGGUCGCAAAAUCACCCUUAGUGAAGAAGAACUAAAUCUGAGGACUACCGAGCUGUUAUCGGACAAUGCGCCACAGGUCAUACAACUCUUGAUCAACUACGCACAGUCAUCCCCUGCGGCGGCAACGAAUCCACAACUACUCGAAUGCAUAACCUCCUGGCUACGAGAGGUCCCCGUUGACGAUGUAGUCAACUCACCUCUGCUGAACGUUGUAUUUAACGCCGUAGAAGGCGAUCAGGCUUUCCAAGAGGCCGCCGAGUGUUUGUCUACCAUGAUUAGGGAGACGAGGGACGUCGACGACAAUAUAAACACCAUCCAGGUGCUUCUGCCACGAGUUGUCGCUCUGCAGCCGAAAAUCCAAAAGGUCGUCGAGGAGGAGGAUGUCGAAGCAUACAAGUCAUUGACUCGAGUGCUUUCAGAUGCCGGAACCGCCUGGGUCGUGGCCAUUGCACGAGAGCCCAGCACCUUUAGACCCCUCGUAGAUGCCAUUAUGGAGUGUGCCUCUAGCGACAAGGACAGAGAUGUCAUCGAGUACACAUUCGACUUUUGGUAUGAGCUUAAGCAGUUGAUUGUCCUGGAGCGCUUUAUCGAAGCAAGAAUGGAGCUCGUGGAUGUCUACUCUAAGCUGGUGGAUAUCCUACUGAAGCACCUCCAGUAUCCUCAGUCCGAAGACGGUCGUGACCUCCACCCUCGAGAUCUCUUUGAGGGUGAUCUUGUGGCAGAGGAAAAGUUCCGUGAGUUCAGGCACGCCAUGGGUGAUACCCUCAAAGACUCAUGUGAGGUCAUGGGAGUUACCGAGUGCCUCACCAAGGUUCUCGAUGCGAUCAAGGUCUGGUCCCAGAAGUAUGCCGGCCAGGCAACGGCUACGUCAGUUCCGCACUGGCAAGAGCUUGAGGCACCCUUAUUUUCCAUGCGCGCCAUGGGCCGUAUGGUCGGCAAAGAUGAGAACAUCGUUCUGCCUCAACUAAUGCCUCUACUCGUUCAGAUUCCAGCACAUGAGAAAUUGCGGUUCGCAACUAUCAUGGUUAUAGGACGGUACACAGAGUGGACUGCAGCGCACCCAGAAUUCUUGGAGGCGCAGUUCAACUACAUCGUCUCGUCCUUCCAAACCGAUUCCAAGGAAGUUGUUCGUGCUGCCGCCAUGGCUAUCAAGUACUUCUGUACAGAUUGUAGACACCUUCUGAGUGCUCAAGUGGUUCAGCUGCAGCAGUUUUACGACAAGAUUCUUGACAGCUUACCCGAUACGAGCCAGGAAGAGAUCACGGAGGGUGUUGCCAGUGUCGUCAGUGUUCAACCCAAGGAUGAAAUCUACAGUCUUCUGAAACUGUACUGCGAUCCUCUUAUGCAGAGGUUGAUGACAAAGGCCAACAACGCCACCGAUGAUGAGGGCAAGCUUGCCGUAGCAGACCAUCUGCAACUGAUCUCGAUCUUCGUCCAACAAGUGGUCACAUUGCCUCCUGUAAACCAUGGCGAAGAAGAUCCCGUGGUCAAGUACUGGAAGGAGGCAUUCCCUAUUUUGGCCAAAAUCCUCGACGGCUUCAUUGGGUUCUCGCCAAUUUGUGAGCGCGUCUGCCGAUGCUGGCGCUUCAUGGUCAUUAGCCACAGAGGAGCCAUGACACCAAUUUUGCCAGAUAUGGCAAACAGGCUAGCCGCUGGAUUUGAGUCGUCGAGGCAAGGUUGCUUCCUAUGGGUCACUGGUGCAAUUCUCCGCGAAUUUUCGGAUGACCGCGAGCACAUGGAUCAGAGCAUCACUGAUUCAAUCUAUGUCUUCUUUGAGGCACAAGCGACGAACAUGCUGCGCUUUAUUAGCGAGCUUACACCACAAGAGCUUCCUGAUGUGGUAGAAGAUUUCUUCCGUCUCCUUAUCGAUACCCUUUUGUACUACCCUCAAAAGCUCAUCCCCUCACACCUCUUUACCCCAAUCCUUGAGGCGGCUUUGUCGGUUCUUGGACUGGAGCAGCGUGAUCCCUUGACCGCGACGCUCCACUACAUCAGAGACCUGUUAUCAUGGGGCAGCAAAAAUCCACCGUCGUCCUCCGAGCAUCUUGGUGGCGCUGCAGUCGACCAACUCCGACAAAUUGUCAGACAGCUGCUGUCUGCGAAGGGCGAUGUUUUGGUUCAACGGGUUCUAGCUGGCAUGAUGAUAACAUUCCCUCGGGACUGUUUCGCGGACGGUAGUGGUGCGCUGCUCACUCUCUUCGAGAUCAUGCCAGGUGAAGCCACAGUUUGGGUGGAACAGACCAUCAAGAUGUUGCCUCCAGGAACUGUGACGCCUGUUGAUGUUCAGCGGGUGAUGAUCAAGAUCCGAGAAAAGCUACAGACGAACGAUAGCGGCGAUAUCAGACAAAUCCGCUCGAUCCUCCAGGACUUCACAAACACUUACCGCAGAAGAUACAUAGCGCCUCGUGACGGCUUGGGCCAACUGGAGACAGCUCGAUUCCGCUUUGCCGGCUAGUCGCCGAAAUUGGAGCAAGUGAAUUCCAAUGGUUACCACGACGGGUAAACACGUCCGACUUUGGAAGUGGUUCUUCCGCUCGCCAAUCUACAGAUAUGACCUACCUAUUGUGCGGAUCGGCACGGUUCUUGAGGGCGAUA
Molecule: messenger RNA, 3320 nt
Organism: Truncatella angustata
Lineage: Eukaryota; Fungi; Ascomycota; Sordariomycetes; Amphisphaeriales; Sporocadaceae
Product: exportin 1-like protein
Exons: 5
Coding region: 247-3180 (977 amino acids)
Biological process (GO): protein import into nucleus
Cellular component (GO): nuclear membrane; cytoplasm
Molecular function (GO): small GTPase binding
Source: RefSeq, a predicted model, not a curated record